Molecule: messenger RNA, 1387 nt
Organism: Oncorhynchus masou masou (cherry salmon)
Lineage: Eukaryota; Metazoa; Chordata; Actinopteri; Salmoniformes; Salmonidae
Exons: 5
Coding region: 162-1127 (321 amino acids)
Source: RefSeq, a predicted model, not a curated record
AACAUUAGCUCACACUUGCUGUAUGAGACUGUUGUUUAGGUUUCUCCUCUCUGUGGUUUUGCUGUGCACAACCUCCACAUUUACGUCUCUAUUUAAACAAUCCUCUGACACAGUCAUACCUUACUGUGAAGUCAGACUAACAGUAUGUAGCUGUCUGACAAAUGGCAUUGUUCAUCCCUGAUAUGGCUGGUCAUCUGUUCUUGGUCAUCCUCCUUUUUGAUACGUUCCAAUCCAUCAAAGCCCAAGGCCCUCCUCUUCCCAGGUUGACGGUGAGUCCUGCAGUCAUCAGAGAGAGAGACUCAGUUCAGCUGAGCUGUGAGACUCCUCCAUCCGUCUCCGUGACUCAGUGUUAUCUCUUCACUGAGAAGGGAGACGAUAAACCAUCCUGUCGGCAGACACUCACAGGGACUGAGCUCCUCUCGUGGUCAGAUCAACGUUCACCUGCUGUGGUCAACGUGAGAUGUUACUACUACGCUAUUGGUAGUUCUUCCCCAUCCUCUCACAGUGACCCUGGCUCAGUAACUGUCCAAGUCCCUCCUCAGCUGACAGUGAGUCCUGAAGUCAUCAGGGAUACGGACACAGUUCAGCUGAGAUGUCACACUUCUCAAUCUACCUCUGUGUCUCAGUGUUACUUCUACAUAGCGGAAAGACAACAUCUCCAAUAUCCUACAUCCUGUCAGCAGUCACUCACAGGGACCAAGCUGCUUGAAUGGGCAGGUCAUGGUCCAACCACCAAGGUCAACAUGAGAUGUAUCUACUAUGCUGUAGAGAUGUCUAUCUACUCUCCUUACAGUGACCCUGUCUCAGUCACUCUCCUGGACCUCCCUCAGCCCAGGCUGACAGUGAGUUCUACAGUCAACAGAGAGAGAGACUCAGUUCAGCUGAGCUGUGACUCUCCUCCAUCUGUCUCUGUGGCUCAGUGUUUCUUCUACACAGAGGUGAAAAAUCCUAAACCCUCACCCUGUAUGAGGUCACUCACGGGGGCUGAGCUGCUCUCGUGGGCAGGUGAACGUUUACCUGCUGAGGUCAAACUGAGAUGUUUUUACACAGUAGAGAAUCACUAUCCAUCGAUGCACAGUCAUCCUGCGCCUAUCACUAUUCUUGGUAAAAUAGUAUUAUUAUUAUGAAUACACUGAUCUGAUUGGCUCACUGUAAUCAGAUUGGAAUAUGUAAUGUCAUGCUAUCAUAUACAGACUCUUUAGUUCUUACUCUUUUCGUUAUCUGGUAAAGAAAGAGGUGUGUAUUCUCAUUAAGCUAAAGUAAUGGACAGUUAUUGAUGUGUCCUCCUCACAGGUAAACUGCAGAAACCAGACAUUAGUGUCAAUGACGAAUCUUCUCAUGACAUCACUAUUGCCUGUGUACUUCCUGAGUCUGUCAGUGAUGGUCA